Messenger RNA from Syngnathus acus (greater pipefish), 6385 nucleotides. It is a transcript of the gene camsap2a, whose product is annotated as calmodulin regulated spectrin-associated protein family, member 2a. Lineage: Eukaryota; Metazoa; Chordata; Actinopteri; Syngnathiformes; Syngnathidae. The record is from RefSeq and is a predicted model, not a curated record. Bases 446 to 4678 code for a protein of 1410 amino acids. Gene Ontology annotation, biological process: cytoplasmic microtubule organization; neuron projection development; negative regulation of microtubule depolymerization. Gene Ontology annotation, molecular function: calmodulin binding; spectrin binding; microtubule minus-end binding. The transcript has 18 exons. Gene Ontology annotation, cellular component: microtubule minus-end.
UGCAGAGGUUGGAGCGUUUUUGGAAAGGCUCGUUGUCGCUGCUGCAGGGAGCGAAACGGUACCAGGGCAAUAGCACUGUGAAAAGAGAGUUAAAGGCUCUAAUCAUACCUUCUUUUUUUUAACAAGAACAUAUGGACAGGAAAAGAAGAAAUCCUAGAAUUCCAGAUGAAUCAAAGAAUGGAAACGGUCAUAAUCCUAAUGAAGACCACCUUUUCCUCCCGUGAAAUUGAAGGAACGCGACCCUUCUGCUUUGUGCAAAGAAGCCCGUCUCAUUUGAUGAAUGGAUAAAAUGCACCACGAUUCAUUGUGCCAACGAGACAUGUUUUCGAGACAGUAGCUUCAUAUUCAUUUGACAGCUACUCGUUGUUUUCCAUCGAAUUCCACUCGCGUGAUGCGUUGGUGCUUCUUUGCUGUGAAGGACUGAAGAAACCGACUGCGUGGAAAUAUGGGUGAAGUUCAGGACCUAAAUAAUGCGAAGAAGGUCUUCGUUGCUCCAUCUAUCAAGUCUUUUGAACAUUAUGACUUUUCCCGAGCUAAAAUCUGUUGCAGUCUCUCAUGGCUUCUGUCCAAAUCAUAUAGGAGAGACAACAUCCCAACAGACAUGAAAGAGCCAUUCUACACGGACCAGUAUGAGCAAGAGCACCUAAAGCCUCCAGUGGCCAGUCUCCUAUUGUCUGCUGAUAUCUACUGCCGGGCCGCCAACCUCAUCUUGAAGAACGAUCCGGCCGAGCCUCUGCUGGGCCACGAUGCUGUCUUACAGGCUCUGGCCCAGCGAGGUCUUUUUGUCACCGAUCACAACAGAGUUGUAACUGAGAAAGACCUUCAAAAGAGGCCUCUGCAAAUGAGUGCUCAUCUGGCAAUGAUUGACUCUCUGAUGAUGGCAUACUCAGUGGACACUCUGAGUGUGGAGAAGGUGAUGGCCAGCAUUCGCCAGUAUUCAUCAAACUAUGAAGAAGAGGAAAUACCUUAUGACACAGAAGAUGUGGUCACCACCUGGAUCAACAAGAUUAACGAGUAUUUGAAAGACACUGUGGCUCAGGAGGAGAAGAAAAAGAAGGAGACACAAAAUGCAGAAACUGCAGAAACUCCUCGGUCUCCAACCAAGUGGUACAUGAAGCUUGUGCCUGCCCGCUACAGGAAGGAGCAGAGCAGCAGCCAGGUGAUGCCCUGGAUCCCCCCAGUGGACAACUUACUGAAGGACAGCAUCGAUGGAUCGGCACUGGGUGCUCUGCUCCACUUCUACUGCCCCCAGCUGCUGCCUCUCAGUGAUGUGUGUCUGAAGCAGAACAUGACGCUGGCGGAUCGUCUCUACAACUUGCAGCUCGUUCAAAAUUUCUGUAGUGACAACUUGGAAGGCUGCUGCCACUUCAGUUUGGAGGAUAUGCUCUAUGCUCCGUCCAGCCUCAAGAACAACUACUUGGCAUUCAUGGCAGAGCUCUUUUGGUGGUUUGAGGAGGUCAAGCCUGAUUUUGUGAAGCCAAACAUUUUGGACAAUGAAGCCCCAGAGCUCUCAUCCUUGUUGAAGAAUAUCCCAGCUGUCCCAAUCUCUAAAGCGACCAAGAGGAGUUUCAUGGAAAGAUCCCCAAGUCCUGAAAGACCAAGUUUGCCUCUGCGACCCCAGCCUAGAAAUUCAGGUGAGAUGAAGAAAUCAACCUCCAUGUCCUUUGUUGAUAGCAACCUUGGUACUUGGCCCAAAGAGAAACGGUCUGGACCUUAUGGAGUAUCUUUUGACAUUCCCUUGGACAAAGAGGAAGCUGCAUCUUCAUCUCAUACUGCCACACGUGGCAUGGUCAGGUCGGUCAGCACCGACGACGGUUCUGGUUUUAAAGUCCACCACCUUCCUCGAGGGAUGAAGCGGAACCUUUCCUUCCAACCAGUCAAUGGCACGAGCAUUGGCAUAGAGGAGGAAGGCUGCCCCGACAGUCUAGCUGGUAUGGAACCUGAAAGGCGUACCUACGCUAGCGGAUCUAGUAUGACAACUCCCUCCAUAGAAGAGGCCCUUCAGAUUAUUCACAGUCCAAGUAGGCCCCCCGUGGAAGGAAUCAACCAUGGCUUCUUCCUGCAUGGUCCGGAAAUUGGAACUGGCCACGGUAGCUUGGAGCCGCUGUCGGAGUUGGACUCCAAAGAUCGUUUGAGCCUGACAGACACCACAGAGGUUGACACUGGCAUCCACAUUCAUACAGACGAUAUGCUGGAUGAAGAUUCAUCACUGAAAGACUGCUCUGUCAACAUGGACCUUGAUAUGGAUACACCCAGCCCUUGCCCAAGCAGUCAGAGCAAAUCUCCCUCAGCAUUUAGGACUAUCAACUUUGCUGAACAGAAGAUGAAGAAGAUCACUCCACCAGCACCAGACUCAGGACGCGAGAGCAGCAGCUCCCUUAAAACAACUCCAGAGGGUUCGGAUUUUGGUUUGCCGCUAUCGGUUUCAUGGGCCCCAACUCCAGAACACAGUCCCGUCCGUCAACAAAUGCCAAAGGCACCUGCAAAAGUCGUCCAGCUUCCACACAAUGACCCCGCUCAGGUCAUGGCAACCGAAAUGGUUGAGCUGAGGAUGCGCUUGGAGGAGAAACGGAAAGCUAUCGAAGCGCAGAAAAAAAAAGUAGAAGCAGCUUUCACGAGGCACCGACAAAAGGUGGGUCACUCUGCUUUCCUCAAUGUGGUGAAGCGUAAAGGGGACGGAGCUGCGAGUGGAACAGAUGAAGGAGGGAAGUUUAAGGGCGAAGUCAAGUCGAUAAGUCCCACCUUGAGGUGUGGUCGAAGCAGCGCAGACACACCUGAUGGUGCGGAGCAAAGCAGCACAAGCUCCUGUUGGCAAAGGUCGCCCGGUCGAGACGAAGAGGGUGGUCAAGGGCACACCCCGCUAACCGAGGCGGAUCUUGCCGAGUAUACGCGAUCCAUUGAGAAGCUCAAUCAUUCUUUAGCCUUCCUCCAGACUGAGAUGCAGAGGCUAGCUCAGCAGCAGGAAGUCAUCAUGGCCAUGAGGGAGCAGCAACAUCAGCAGGCUUGGGUCAUCCCUCAGUCUCGUGCCACGCCUUUGCCGCAAAAAUACGGAAAAGGCGGCAAUGUCACUCGAUCCUCAGGACCCUCUUCUCCGGUGGACUCGCCUUGCUCGGCCCACCGUUCUCCAACCAGCAUCAAGCGCAAAUCGGCCUCCUUCCACUCACGCAAUCCUCGCACCGCUCGCCCUAAUGAGCUCAAGUUGGCCCCUUACAACCGCAUCCUCACAGCUCCCCAGUCUGUGGAUAGUAUCCCAAGGCUGCGCCGUUUUUCCCCCCGUCUCCCCACAGAUAGCUCUUUUGUUUACAUGGGUGAGACGCCAGCCAACAAGGAGACAGACACAGAUAAAGACCUCAGUGGUGUCUGCGGAUCUCCUCCCAGCUCACCCAAACAAGAGCAAACACAAAUAGACUCAAAUACAAAAAUCCACGAGGAAGCUCUCAGCCAACCAAACACCACUGAUAAGGAAAAAGUAGAUCUCAAACCUACACAGUCGUCAUUUGCUGAGAUUCUGGCCCACCCGGUGGUUGAGACCUUCACGGUGACCCCUACGGAGAUCCCCACGUUGCCUGAAGUCAAGGGCAACCUGAUUGAGGUUCCCUUAUCAGUUGUGAAGUCGUUGAAUGACCUGACGCUUGACGACGGCUCGGAAAUGGAAGGCCAGGAGGAUGAACAAAAGAUUCGUCGCGGCUUCUUCUUCAAGGAGGAUGGAAAGGCAGAGGAGAACAUGGCUCAGAGGAGGGCGGCUCUGCUGGAGAAGAGGAUGAGGAGGGAGAAAGAGAGCCAGCAGAGGAGGAUGCAGCAGGAGGUGGACCAAGAGCAAAAGAAAGAGGAGGCUCGUUUGAAAGCGGAGGAGGAGCGUAUCCGAAAGGAAGAAGACAAAGCCAGGAAGGAGUUCAUCAAGCAGGAGUAUCUUAGGAGGAAGCAGCUGAAACUGAUGGAAGACAUGGACACGGUCAUUAAACCCCGACCCUCUGCCGGCGCUAAACAAAGACGAAGUCGACCCAAGUCAGUCCGUCGCGACAGCAUUGACUCCCCAAAAACUCCGGUCAGAGCCGCGACAGUCUCCAGUUUGUCCCUGGCAUCCCUUAACUUGGGAGACGGCGAGAGUGUAGACUCAGGGAAGAGAGUGCAAAGGCCAGAUUCAGCAGAUCGCUUCCUGUCCCCGAGUCGCACCAGCAGCAAAAAUGGAGAGAAGGACUGGGAGAAUGGAUCCACAACCUCCUCCGUUACAUCAACCACAGAGUACACAGGACCGAAGCUCUACAAGGAACCAAGUGCCAAAUCAAACAAGCACAUCAUCCAGAAUGCACUGGCCCACUGCUGCCUUGCUGGCAAAGUCAACGAAGGACAGAAGAACAAAAUCCUGGAGGAAAUGGAGAAAUCCGAGGCGAACAACUUCCUGGUUUUGUUCCGAGAUGCCGGCUGUCAGUUCCGCUCCCUCUACACUUACUUCCCGGACACCGAGGAGAUCAACAAGCUCACGGGUAUCGGCCCCAAGAACAUCACACGCAAGAUGAUUGACGGCCUGUACAAGUACAACUCUGACAAGAAGCAGUUCAGCCAGAUACCCGCUAAGACCAUGUCAGCCAGUGUGGAUGCCGUGACCAUCCAUAGCCAUUUGUGGCAAACCAAGAAGCCAGCCACCCCUAAAAAAGUUGUGCCUGCCACCCAGUCCUGAUAAAAACUGAUCGUGAAAGUUUCAGUUUGCGCUCUCACUGUUUAUUCCUAUAAUGAUUCAAACACCUGCAGUGCACACCCAUGUGUUCCCUUUUGCGUUUUGUCAGAUUGCUACAACUGGAAUGUAAGCCACUGAUGAAGAAUGAUGUAAAUAUCUUGUGUAUUUUUAAAGACAAGUCAGGUUGGAAAUGAAGGCAUGUGUGAGUAGUGUUUUUAUUUCCUUUGUGCCAAAAGUAAAAAGACAAUAUGAAUGCUAGGACAUUUGACUCAGAACACUGAAGCACUGAAUGUUUAAUAAUCCAUGUACAGGUCGAAUUUCAUUUGCAAUAAGUUUAUGUGCGGCCUUACACGCCUUAGGCUUUAGCGUGUGAGCUGAUUGUAAAGCAACAUUCCGAGUUGCUGUUUUGUAUGUCUUUGGAAGAAGCCUUUUAUGUUGUUAUUUGUCAGUAAAGGCGUUUGUAUAUUAAGGUACGUAAAUCUAAGGGCCAAAAACGAUUGAUUGCAUACAGCUAGCGUUUGCCACACAGCACGUGUGUGUUCAACUCAACAAAGUCAGACGGUUUCAGCUUUUACACGACCAUUUUCUUAGGAAGAAUGUAGGACAUCACUCCUGAUAAGAUUCUUCUCGGUUAUCAAGAUGUGUGAAAAUACAUGUUAUAGUUAGUGACGGAUCAAUUUUCUCGCUAUUGAGUACAUUUUGUAGAAUUCCUCCAUUUGUGAUUUCUUUGCACUUAUGGUAUAGUUAUUUAUUAAUAUAUUCUCUACUCUUAUCUAAUUAAGAAUCAUAUUUAUUUUGACUGAUAACAGACAUAAGAUGGCUAAGCUCAGGUAGCGCAAAGCUUAAAACAUUGUCGAUUCCCAGUUUUCUUGUUACAAAUUACAAUUUGAACAGCUUAAUCUGGUAUUUUCCAACACGCCACAGUUUGAAUUCUAUUUACACCGAGCCAUCCAAUCCAAAAUAUUUCAAUUAACUUGGGUUGCUGGUCAGGUUUUAUGUCGGUGCUCUAGCACAUGUCAUUUUUAAACAAAUUUGUCACUGCUAAUGAGUAAUAGCUGUGUGUGGAAUUAUCAUUUCUGACGGUUUACCAUUUUACCUUUUGAUCAGGAAGAUAUUUUUUAAUCAAUCACACAUAGGGUGGAAUCGGUCAUCCGAACGGAAUUCCCACCCAUUAAGUGAAGUGCUGGAUGCCAUUCAUGGUUUUAUUACAUUCAUUUAUUUAGAAUAACACAUUUUUAAUAAAUGACAAUGUGUUGAAAACCAAAUGAACGUCAUAAAAAAAGUUUGUUUUAGCUUCAGUCGAAUUUUACAUUUUGUAGAAAAAUCAUACUGUGUUGUGAAACAGAUGAUGUUUUGCUGCAUACGGGUAAAAAUGCACCAUUUUUGUUUGUGCCAAACUCAAACAGGUUAAGUGUGAACAGUUCUACUGACGUGAUGCAUCAUUUAAAUUUGGUGUGUAUUUAUGACUCAAGGAGCAUGUACUUUUGUUUAAAACGUAGUCUAGUGUGUUUCUCUAUUGGUUAUUGACAACUGCAAACCAAGGGAAGCAAAUAUUUAAACUAAGCUAUUAUUGUACGGUGUGUUCAUGUGAAUUCAUAUCUUCAUGCAAUGAUGACACUUUUUGUCAGUGCGGUGUCAAAAACCCUUGCUGAACAUGUAGUUUUUUUUUUUCUGCUAUCAAUAAACUCAGCAUAGCCCUCAAAAUAAACA